AUGGACAUCCUGACUUCCGUGGUCGCCGUAGCACCGUCCGUGGUGGUUACGUUUCUCGCCGGGUUCAUUUUCCUAUAUCGGGCCUGGCCGUACUUGUCGAUCCGGGACAAGCGUUCAUUAUACGCCGGCAGUGGUUCGAAACCCAAUGAUGCAUCCACAGCCGCAGCCGCAGCCGCAUCCUUUGCAAAGGACCAGGACGAAGCCAACGUCGUCUCUAAAGAGCCGGAAUUUCCUGCAGAUUGGUGGGUAGGGAAAGAAACCUACGAGCUCGAAAGACGCGCACUCUUCAGCAAAACAUGGAUAUGCCUGGCUCAUCGCAGCCGAUUCGCCAAACCAGGAGACUACCAGUCCUUCCAGAUAGCCGGGUUUCCGAUCUUCUUGGUACAAGGGAAAGACGGACAAGUCAGGGCGUUUCACAAUGUUUGUCGUCAUCGCGCAUACACGGUCAUCGAGAAAGAGUGUGGAUCGUCGCCGGUCCUUCUCUGUCGAUACCACGGGUGGAGUUACAACACGUCCGGGAACCUCAUCAAGGCGCCUCAAUUCGACCAUGUGCCGGGGUUUCAAAAAUCGCAGAAUAGUCUCUUCGAGAUACAUACCUUUACCAGCGACGAUGGCUUUUUGUUUGUGAAAUUCGAUGCUAGCCCGACGGUGUCUCCGUCCAAGACCGAUGCUCUGGAUGUGUUUGUGCAGAGGAAUGGUCUUCAGACACGGGCUAGCUGGGUGGCAGGACAGACGAUUGAGGGCGCUUUCAAUUGGAAAAUGUGCAUAACAUCCAAGAAAUUCCUGGAUGCCGAACACCUAGAACGUAAGCUCCGAGAGCAAAGUGCCCUACCACUGAUGGCGCGUAUAGCGCGAUGCUUCCAAAGGAGGUCAGAGAAUCACAUGGUCUUCCCAAUAACAUCGAUCCUCACCAUCCCCGGCACGGGAUGCUGGUAUUCACUCAGUUUUCUUCCGGUUUCGGAAUCGAGGACAGCCAUACGAUAUGAUCUGUACUGUAACAAGGCAACACCCAAUUCUCAUGCAAUUUCGGAGGCCAUUGUGCGUCUGUUGACAGCGAAGACUCGAGAGUUAGAGGCGCAAUAUCAGUCUUACAUCUCUGGAAACGGAGACCCUGCCUCCUCGGAUGCCCGUUCGAAUCCAGAGAUUCAAGAAUGUAUCCUCAACCUCCUGAAAUCACACAGUAAGCUGGAGAAAUCCCAAAAUGCCGAUAUAUACCCGGCUAUUCGAAAACCCAGACAGAACAUGAGAUUCCAACAGGCAGAGCAGCAAACCAAGGAACGACUAAAUUAUCAACUGCUGGCCCCAAAUCCCACGUGGUUUCAAUCUGAUUCCAUGAUGGCGUUGCCCCCGGUUGUCAAGGCUUCGUUGCAGUCUACGCUGAUCAAUGCCGGAUCAAACAUCCUGGCCCAGGGCAUCCAAGCACACCAGAACGAGAAACCCUUUGAACUGGACCGGCAAGUCCUGUGGCUGUUCACCACGUGUGCCUUGUUGAUGUCACCCUUGACCUUCUUGUGGCUAGAAGGUCUAGAGUCGGCUCUCCCCGGUUCCUACGAGGAGAAGCCAGCCCCCAAGUCCAAGACGGAAAAGGACAAGGAGCAGAAACCCCGUUCGAGACUAAAUGUGAAAAACAUCGUAGCCAAGGUCGUGAUUGAUCAAACGAUCGGCGGUGCCUACAACACAUUUCUUCUCAUUGCCCUCAUGGGUUACUUGCGUGGUGAUGAUUACGGCACCAUCAUGGAGCAAGUGAAAAUGGAGUUCUGGCCCCUUCUGCUUGCAGGAAUGAAACUCUGGACAUUUGUCUCAGUGCUGAACUUCACUGUGGUGCCUAUAGAUAAGCGAAUGCUUUCUGGAAGCCUCUUUAGCGUGGUCUGGGCCAUUUAUCUAAGUUUGCGUUCUGGGUAG
Messenger RNA from Aspergillus affinis, 1902 nucleotides. Its product is annotated as putative dioxygenase subunit alpha YeaW. Gene Ontology annotation, molecular function: 2 iron, 2 sulfur cluster binding. The coding region runs from base 1 to 1902 and encodes 633 amino acids. Gene Ontology annotation, cellular component: membrane. The record is from RefSeq and is a predicted model, not a curated record. NCBI's taxonomy places the organism in Eukaryota, Fungi, Ascomycota, Eurotiomycetes, Eurotiales, Aspergillaceae. The transcript is spliced from 8 exons.